CGUUUUUUCCCCUCGCAGCCCUUUGCGGAAUGGUGCAACCUGCAGCCCAAAGAUGCUGCCAAGAUGCCCGAGAGUGCCUGGAAGUUGCUUUUCUACUCCCUGUCCUGGUCCUACGGCGCCUACCUGCUCUUCGGCACCGACUACCCCUUCUUCCACGACCCCCCCUCUGUCUUCUAUGACUGGAAGCAGGGCAUGGAGGUGCCCAGGGACAUCGCCAUCGCCUACCUGCUGCAGGGCAGCUUCUACGGGCACUCGCUCUACGCCACCGCCUACAUGGACACGUGGCGCAAGGACUCGGUGGUGAUGCUGCUGCACCACGUGGUGGCCCUGACCCUCAUCGCCUCCUCCUACGCCUUCAGGUACCACAACGUGGGCAUCCUGGUGCUGUUCCUGCACGACGUCAAUGACGUGCAGCUGGAGUUCACCAAGCUCAACGUGUACUUCAAGCACCGUGGCGGGGUCUACCACCGCCUCAACGACGUCGUCUCCAACAUCGGCUGCCUCACCUUCAGCGUCAGCUGGUUCUGGUUCCGCCUCUACUGGUUCCCCCUCAAGGUGCUCUACGCCACCUGCCACUCCAGCCUCCAGUCUGUCCCCAACAUCCCCUUCUACUUCUUCUUCAACGCCCUGCUGCUCGUGCUCACCCUGAUGAACAUCUACUGGUUCCUGUACAUCGUGCUGUUCGUGGCCAAGGUGCUGCUGGGGCAGAUGCAGGAGGUGAACGACGUCCGCGAGUACGACGUGGAGGAGAGCAGCAGAGCCGGGAAGGAGCCCGGGAUCCAACUGCCCCGGGCUCUGAAGGAAAGGCUGCACCUCAAGAACGGCCUCGUGAAGGACAAGAGGUUGUGAGGCCAGCGGCUGCCGGGGCCCGGCGCUGGGACCCUGCACGGGACAAAGGACGGGCCCCGGGAGAGCUUCACCCCUGUCCCCUGCCACCGCCUCUGCCAGGACCGUGCCCUGGGGCUGGGCUGUCCCCUGUGCCCUGUCCCCUGUGCCCUGUGCCCCGGGGCUGGGCUGUCCCCUGUGCCCUGUCCCCUGUGCCCUGUCCCCUGGGGCUGGGGGGUCCCCGUGGCCCCCUUGGGCCAGCACACCGGUGGCUCUGCUGGCCCAGGUAGGCUUUGGGGCUGGCUUUGUGUCCCCAGGUGUCGCUCCGCGUUCUCAGCCCCCCGUGAUUCCCCCCGGAGCCUCCCUCUGACCCUUCCCCAAGCCCCGGGGAAAAGCUCCUGCCCUGCCCUGGGAAGGGGAGCCCGAGGCCAGCCCCGCUCCAGCUGCCACCCAGGGGCUGCAGAGGUGACCCACUGUCACCUGCAGCUCCCCCGGGCAGCUCUGCCUGGAGAUCCGCCUCGGGAGCCUCAUCCCAGCCCUCUGCAGGAGGCCCGCGAGGUUUAAUUGGCUUCGAAAAGCCCCGCGUGGGUCCUGGGGUGGCUGAGAAAGGGUCCUGCGAGUCCCUGCCGGGGGAGUCCCCCCAGGACUGUCCCCUGCUGAAGGGAGAGCAGGGAAUUCCUGUUCUCCAGGCUGGAUUUCCAGGGAGAACAGAGAAUUCCUGCUCCCUGACUUGAAUUUCCAGGCAGCUCCAGCCCUGCAGGUUCCCGGGUCCCUGUCCUGGGCAGCUCUGCGGGUUUGGGUCCCUCAGACCCCGCUGUCCCCUGGCUGUCCCCUGGCU
Hirundo rustica (Barn swallow) is the source of this 1663-nucleotide messenger RNA. It is a transcript of the gene CERS1, whose product is annotated as ceramide synthase 1. The record is from RefSeq and is a predicted model, not a curated record. Lineage: Eukaryota; Metazoa; Chordata; Aves; Passeriformes; Hirundinidae. Gene Ontology annotation, biological process: ceramide biosynthetic process. Gene Ontology annotation, molecular function: sphingosine N-acyltransferase activity. The transcript has 6 exons. Bases 64 to 849 code for a protein of 261 amino acids. Gene Ontology annotation, cellular component: membrane.